AUGGAGGGCUUCAGUUCCAAGAUGAUGGCGAUGAAAGCCCAGAAAAAGAUUCUGAGUCACAUGGCCAGUAAGUCAAUGGUCCAAAUGUUCAUUGAUGACACUAGUAGUGAGGUUCUGGACGAGCUGUACCGGGUGUCUAAGGAGCACACGGGGAAUCGGGACGAGGCUCAGAAGGUGGUGAAGAACAUGAUUAAGGUGGUAGUGAAGGUCGGAGUUCUGUUUCGACACGGACGUUUCAGCUCCGAGGAGUUAGCAGUGGCACAGGACUUCAGGAAGAAGCUUCACCACGGAGCCAUGACUGUCAUCAGCUUUCACGAGGUGGAGUUCACAUUUGAUAAAGUGGUAAUGGUGGAUCUACUGGUGGAAUGUCGGGACCUUUUGCUCAAACUGGUGGAAAAACAUUUGACGCCCAAGACGCAUGACCAUAUUCGUCAUGUCUUCCACCACUAUGCCAACCCAGACCUGCUAACCCACCUAUACGACCCAAAGCGGUCACUCUGGCCAAAUCUGACCAAGAUCUGUGCUGGACUCAACAAAAUGAUUGAGGAGGGGAAGCUCUGA
This is a messenger RNA of Chanos chanos (milkfish), 561 nucleotides long. RefSeq names its product tumor necrosis factor, alpha-induced protein 8-like protein 2 A. The coding region runs from base 1 to 561 and encodes 186 amino acids. Gene Ontology annotation, biological process: regulation of apoptotic process. NCBI's taxonomy places the organism in Eukaryota, Metazoa, Chordata, Actinopteri, Gonorynchiformes, Chanidae. Gene Ontology annotation, cellular component: cytoplasm. The record is from RefSeq and is a predicted model, not a curated record. The transcript is spliced from 2 exons.